Molecule: messenger RNA, 1390 nt
Organism: Wasmannia auropunctata (little fire ant)
Lineage: Eukaryota; Metazoa; Arthropoda; Insecta; Hymenoptera; Formicidae
Exons: 5
Coding region: 922-1377 (151 amino acids)
Source: RefSeq, a predicted model, not a curated record
GCGCGGCCCUUCACGUGUGUCGUGUCGCUCUCUCUCCGUUCGUAUCGGUGUCGGAUCUUGCGUCCGUUUUCCGCCCGCGCGCCCACUUGCGUCUCACCCCUUCGUCCAGGUCCGCCGAUUUUCUGCCCGGCAACCGUGCACUCGUUCUUCAUUCCGGCAGAGCGGAGGGAUCGUUUCGUAUACCGUGAGAUCGCGCGAAUCACGUGUGCGAGUGUGUGCGUGUGUGUGUCACGCGAAGAUAGAAGGUGUGAAGUGAGCGAAUCGCGUGACUCCCCGUGAACUGGACCACGUGGCACGACCGGUGCGUGUCUCCCCGAGAAUUUCCCGCGCGUUUCUUCGGCGCGACGGCUUCGCGUUGCGACGCUCCGCUCCGAAUAACGGAGCUCUCGCUGCGAGACACGGUUCAUGUGAUUUGUAAUUGCACAAAAAAAUUGUUUACACGGCGUUACUACUUGGACGAUCUUAGGAUUCGAGUUUUUUCUCUGGGAUAUUCAAGAAGAUCUUUGUGUGUCAGUUAGCUAGCGUGUCGCGUGAAGCUAUACACAUAAUAUUCCACGAUUUAAGAAUAUUCGACCAAGUCGGAACGUUGUGAAUUUGCGUCGAAAAAAAAAAUCGCUACGGUGCUAAAUAGUCGUCUAUUAAAUUCGUUCACGCGAGACGUGCGUACUGCCGUUGAGGUGAUCGCGCAGUGAUUGUACCCGGUGAAGAUAAGAUUCGCGGAACGCGCGCCGCGCGAGUGAUAAAGUCAGUGAAUGUGCGCGUGUAUUUAAGCAAAUAAAAAAUACGCAGUGUGCUCACGAGAGAGAUAGAAAAGAAGGCGGGGAACACAUUUCUUCGCUUGAACUGAUUUUUACGUCAUUCGUGUUCUCCGUGUUUUUCCCUCCCGCGCGUCUCUCCCUCUCCCUGCGUUUGUCUGUGUGCAUGCGUGCGUUCCUCUCGUCUGUUUCUCCUUCGGCCCGCGAGGCCCGACGAGUGCAAGCUCUCUACUACUGCGCCACGGAUCGCGGCUCGCCGCUCUCGCGUCGUACCUGUCUGCCUCGUUCGCCCGUUCUGCUACCCCUGUCGACUCGUGCCGCCACCCCCGCGAGAGGCCGUCGCAGGAUCGAUAUUUACGAGGUAUGUAUUUCAUCACAUUCUACAAAUGUCCGCAAUUCGACUAACUGCACUUAUUGGAUUAAAUCACAGGGAGGGAUUUCUGACCCACGUCGCGGCCGUCGUCCUCUUGCCGGAUCCCUGCUUCCGCAUCCGUCCCGCACGGGCGCGUAUCAACGUUUUCGCCGCCGCCAUCCACAAUGGCCGUCUGUUUAUGACAAUUCCGGGGCACGUAGGGACUCAACGGGCAGCAACGUGCUGAGGCGCGAUCUGCCGCAGGUCUGACCUGGCACUCGCA